CCCUCUUCUCUCAGGCGAUCGAAAGGCUACAAGUGUCCACCGGGUGACUCCCCGCUCAAGUUCAAGUUCAAGCAUCAGCUGAUAGUGACGCACGCACCAAACACAUACCAGCCUUGUUCCCCAUACUCUCGCCUUCCCAGUAGCACGCCUCUACCUUCGCCUUCCCACCGAGUCUACGUCUUCGGUAACAGUUUAGCCCUCUUAUUCACCCAUCGCAUUCCCACUGACUGCAAAUGAUAUCACAGUGACCACAGCACCACUUGAGUUUCCUCCUCCUCCUCCUCCUCCUCCCACCCAGCCAUGGAGAAGCCACUGGAGAAAUGCCUCGACGAAAUAUCGCACAGCCCAGGGGUGUCAGGAGUGCUGUGUGCUGAUCACAAGGGACUGUGCCUUGGAGUGCGAGGGAAGGCAAACAGUGGGUCGUCUGGAACUGUGGUAGCCUUGGCAGAGAGGGUUGCCAUGCUGGAGCCUGGCAGCCUUGACCCAGUCAUUCUGCUGGAGGGUGAUAACAGUCAGUGCCUCAUCCACCGCAACAAUGGUGUCACCCUUGCCGUCUACAAGUCUCCAGAGACAUCAUGAGUCCUGUCUCACCACCUGAUGAGACUAACACAUAUAUACAUAUAGCUAAUCAUCAUUCUUAGAGUAUUAUUAUAAUAGUGCAUUGUUGCAAAACUAAUCUUGGGUUUUUAUAUUGUACAUCUGCAAAAACAAAAAAACAAUUAUAUACUGCCUUAAUUUGAGUACAACUUUUAUGCUGCUUAUGCCCAUUAUUUACUUCAUGUGAAAUUGGUGCCAAGUGAAGAAUAUAACCAAGACCAUGUAAGACAUAACUGAACUUGAUUCAGAUGGACUGUAAUUAUAUUUAUGCGUCAUAUGAUUCUCUAGGUGAGGGAAUGGUGUGCGUCAUCAUUCCCUUGUCAGUAAUACGGAAAGUUUGCAAGUCUGAUUUGAGAAAAUUGAUCAUAUACAGUCUUUACAAUUUUCUGCUUUUGAUCAUGCUUCAGAUCAAACUUGCAAAUUGGUAGACUCAUUUAAAUUACCCCCUUCCACCAAAUUUGAAUUUCCACCAAAUCAAGUUCCAUUACUUUCUUAAUUUAGUAGGAUAUUCCUAAAAUUGAAUGUGACUCCAGUAAAAUUAAUGACAAAGGCACUUUGGACAUCACACAUUAGAUUUGUUUGCAUGUUUUCAUCUGCUCAAUCUGUCUUGCAGCCACCACCACUUAUGCAUAUCAUGUCAUCAAAAAAUUAAUGUAUUCCACUAAAUCUCAGUUUAGGAAACUAUUACUGUAAAUUAAGCUAAAAAUUAAUGUCAAAUAUGCUUUCCACUUCAUUAAAUUUCACUAAAUCUUGUUUACUUUAUACCUGUAAUAUGUUAUUCAAUGGAGCCAACAUACAUGACAUUACCAAAUACAUUAGAUUUGAC
Eriocheir sinensis (Chinese mitten crab) is the source of this 1423-nucleotide messenger RNA. RefSeq names its product ragulator complex protein LAMTOR5-like (gene Lamtor5). Lineage: Eukaryota; Metazoa; Arthropoda; Malacostraca; Decapoda; Varunidae. The record is from RefSeq and is a predicted model, not a curated record. The transcript has 5 exons. Gene Ontology annotation, cellular component: cytoplasm; Ragulator complex; lysosome. Gene Ontology annotation, molecular function: guanyl-nucleotide exchange factor activity. Bases 301 to 579 code for a protein of 92 amino acids. Gene Ontology annotation, biological process: positive regulation of TORC1 signaling; cellular response to amino acid stimulus.